Mytilinidion resinicola is the source of this 1080-nucleotide messenger RNA. RefSeq lists its product as uncharacterized. The annotation marks the transcript as partial. The record is from RefSeq and is a predicted model, not a curated record. Gene Ontology annotation, molecular function: acyltransferase activity, transferring groups other than amino-acyl groups. NCBI's taxonomy places the organism in Eukaryota, Fungi, Ascomycota, Dothideomycetes, Mytilinidiales, Mytilinidiaceae. The transcript is spliced from 2 exons.
CUCUACCCUAACAAGAGACUGUAUUGCGUCUAAUGAGGCCGGAGGUGAGGUCGCUGGUGGCGAGGUUGGCGUGAUCCGUUUCUAUUUUCUAUCCUUACAUGACCCACGAUCCAUCCAUCGAGUUCAGACAAACACCAUCGGUAAAAUUAUCACGCAAGCAAACGAAAUGCACUCAAAAUCAGCACUACCGCAAUCUGCUCACCCGAUCGGCAGCAGCCUGAAUAGAACGCGCAAUACGUUACGUCUCGUCUCCGCCAAGACUCCAUAAUCUAUAAAAGAAUUUCGUUGCCUAGUAUCCUAGGCGCAUUUAAGGGCACCAUAUCAACCUCCUUACUCCUCCAACGCAAAGAACACAACAAGCUCUCAACUCUACCACAAACAAUCUCCCAGACCCUCCAAGCAACCAAAAUGUCCACCCUCCCGCCAGGCUAUUCCCUCCACCCCGUCACCACCCCCGACCUCCCCACCAUCUCCGCCCUGCUCGCGGCCUCCAAGCUCCCCCUGGCUAUCAAUCGCUUCCUGUACAAGGACUGGCCGAAUGAAGCGGUGCAGCUGGCGCACUGCGCCAAGGUGGUUGAGGCAGCACACCAGGCCGCGGAGAGCGAGCGGCUGAAGGUCGUUGAUGACGCGACUGGGGAGAUUGUGGGGCGCCUCGUUAUGACGCGCAAGACUGGGAAAGGGGAAGUGGGGGAAGGGGAGGGGGAGGCAGCAACGAAGAAGGGGGAGGUGCCGGAGUAUAUGGUCCCGGAGGUGCAUGAGCGUGUUGUGCGUGCGGCGAGGGAGCUUGAGGCGGGGAUAGAGGGAAGGGGGGUGGACUAUUUGGGCUUUGUAGAGUUGACGCAUAGCUAUGUCAAGCCGUCUCAUAGGGGACGAGGGAUAUGGUCGAGCUUGAUAAAGCUGUUGCUUGAGAGGGGAAAGCAGGCGGGAGUUCCUGUGUAUGUGUGCUCGGAGCCGCAGAUGAGGCGGGGUUUUCUGGGGUUGGGGUUUAGAGAGACGGGGUUCGUGGAUAUUGACUUGAGGGAGUUUGCGGAGGAGAAUUGUGGCUGGGGUGUGUUUAGGCUUACGGGGAUGGUGAGUGAG